AUGGAUAUUGAGAGAAAUUGUGAAAAGGAGAUUCUCACACUAUCUCAAUAUGGUUAUAUCAGGAAGAUUCUCAGGGUAUUCAACAUGGAUGAGUCAAAGAGUGUGUCAACGCCUGUUGGUGUACAUUUCAAAUUCUCUAUAGAUGAUGAUGAAGCAGAGACAAGUAUGGAUGAUAUUCCAUAUGCUAAUGCUAUUGGAAGCAUAAUGUAUGCUAUGAUUGGUACGAGGUGUGAUCUGGCGUAUGCAUUUGGGUUGGUUAGCAGGUUUAUGAGUAAUCAUGGGAUUGUUUAUUGGACUGCGGUUAAGUGGGAAGACGAGGUGUUUAGAGUUGAAGGUUUCUGUGAUUCUGAUUUUACUUCGGAUCUGGACAAGAGAAGGUCGAUCUUAGGUUAUGUUUUCAUGGUUGGUGGGAAUACAAUCAACUGGAGAUCAAGCUUACAAAGUGUAGUGGCUCUAUCAACGACUGAAGCGGAGUAUAUGGCGCUGGUUGAAGCGGUUAAAGAAGGAAUGUGGUUAAGGGGAUUAGCGGAAGAGCUUGGAUUCAAGCAAGACACAGUGGAGAUAUCAUGUGACUCUCAAAGUGUAUUGUUCUAG
This is a messenger RNA of Brassica rapa (field mustard), 594 nucleotides long. Its product is annotated as secreted RxLR effector protein 161-like. Lineage: Eukaryota; Viridiplantae; Streptophyta; Magnoliopsida; Brassicales; Brassicaceae. The record is from RefSeq and is a predicted model, not a curated record.